Messenger RNA from Moesziomyces antarcticus, 2886 nucleotides. RefSeq lists its product as uncharacterized. The record is from RefSeq and is a predicted model, not a curated record. Gene Ontology annotation, cellular component: nucleus. The coding region runs from base 1 to 2886 and encodes 961 amino acids. Gene Ontology annotation, molecular function: zinc ion binding; DNA-binding transcription factor activity, RNA polymerase II-specific; transcription cis-regulatory region binding. Lineage: Eukaryota; Fungi; Basidiomycota; Ustilaginomycetes; Ustilaginales; Ustilaginaceae. Gene Ontology annotation, biological process: regulation of DNA-templated transcription; DNA-templated transcription. The transcript has a single exon.
AUGGGGGGUGCAUCGCCAUCUUCCAGCAAGGCUGUGUCGGAGCGUCGGCCAGCCGAAGACGAGCACGCCGACUCGGACACCAGUUCGGGCUCGGACAACGAACGCGCCGGCGCAGGGAGUGCGCCCAAGAAGGUCUCGUGUCAGCCGUGUCGCGAAGCCAAAGUCAAGUGCAUUCCCUCGCCUACGGGUGCAUCGUGCACACGAUGCGUCAAGCUGGACCGGGAAUGCAUCUACCGUACACACAAGCGCGGGCGCAAGCCGGGCAAGAUCAAGCUGCAGCAGAUCCUGCGACGGCUCGAGCUGCUCGACCGCACGCUCGACGAGCUGCGCACGCUCAACAAGCACGUCGCGGAUCCGGACGCAUCGAGCCUCAUCGAGACGCUCACGUGGCAGCUGCACCGGUCCAAGUUCUUCACCAAGGGCGCCGUCGCCGACGCCAAGUCGAUCAAGGCCAUCAAGCGCGACGAGGGCACGCCGCCGAGUCUGGCCUCGCCACAGCCGCUGCCCACCGCAGGCGCGGCGUGGGAGCGCGAGAGAGCAAGCUUGUCCCAGGGUAGGGGCGAGAUGCAGCGGUCGCGGUCGGACUUCAACAUGUUGGUGGAUAUGGAGGACCAGGCGUCGGUGUCGAGGGUGCCCGACGAGUUCCCCACGCUCUCGAACCCGCUCAAGCUGCUGGCCCAGGCGAGCAGCGACGAAAGCGCACGGCGACGCAAAGGUAGCGUGGGCAGAUCCGGUCUGCACAGGCAGGCGAGUUUGGGCGCCGAACACGCUCCCAGCAGCGAUGAAGCCGACGGCACCACUCGCGCACGAUCGCAGCCCCAGGCCGGAUUCCACACCGACGAAGAAGCGCAAGAGGGCCCACGCAAACGACGCCGCUCGCAGUCGCCACCCUCUUCCUCCGCCGACGUCGCACCGCACACCGGAGCUGUCGAGCGCAGUACAGCCGCGCGGCGUGGAGACGAGGGGGCAUCGGCCUCGAGCUGGGCGUCGACCUACUUUUCGCGCGGCGCCUUCCACCCGGUGUACGACAACCGGCAAGAAUUCGACCCUAUCGACCAGGGCCUGCUCACCGUCGCACAGGCGGAACGACUCAUCACGAGCUUCUACGCGACGUUCGGCACGUUUAUGCACAUCUUUGACCCGGAGCUGUCGAGCAUCACGUACAUCCGCAAGCACUCUGCGUUUCUGCUCACGGUCAUCUGUGCGCUCUCUGCCGAAUUCGAGCCGUCCACCUCCUCCGCCGCGGUUCAGGAGGAAUCGGCGGCACUGGCGGUCGGGUUGCGGCGGCAUUACGAGGCGAUGAUCAGCUGGAUCACCGCGGGCGACUACAAGAACGUCGAGAUGGCCCAGGCGUUCUUUUUGCUGGCGAGUUAUCGGCCCAUGUCGGAGAGCGCCAUGUCGGACCAGACGUGGCUGUUCCUUGGCACGGCCAUCCGCAUCGCGACGGAGCUCGGGUGCAAUCUGGUCUGCUAUUCGUACUCUACGCCUGCGGUGCAUGCGAAUCAGCACUACCAGCGCCAGCUGCGCAAUACCGAGCGGCUGUGGAUCAAUCUGUGGAACCUGGAAAAGACGCUGGCGAGUCAGACGGGCCAGCGCAUGCACUUGGCCGACGAGGGUGUGAUUGCCACCUGCAGUCGGUGGCACAGCAUGCCACUCGCGCUAAGGCAGGACGAGGCGUUGGUGGCGCAGAUCGAGCUGCGCCGGAUUAUGAUUGCGCAGGGGGACCAUUUCAACACGCAUGUGCUGCGCAGUCUGGGAGCGCGGCGUCGGGUUGGCGAGCCUGUGCGCGAUCGCGGGGAGGAGGACGCAGGCGUGGCCGAGAGGGACCAGCUGACGCUGCAGCUGAGCUACUUCCGCAACUCGGUGCACAUGGAUCUCAAGCGGUGGGAGGAACGCUGGCUCUCCACCACGUCCACCUCCCCACCCAGCCCUCUUCAAAUCACCGGUCCGCUCUCACUCGACUACGCAGCGCUCGUCACGUACGCACUCGCGCUACCCAUCAGCUACUCUGUCGACGUCACAGCCGAGUUGGCGCAGCUGUACAGACACUGCUACAUCAGCUGCACCAACUACAUGGCGACGUUCAUCGACCGCAGCCAGCGCGGAUACAUGGACCACGUCACCAACUCGUUCAUCGUCUCCACCGUCUAUGCGGUGGUCUUUGCACUCGACCUGUCCCGGCGUCAUGCGGUGCAGCAGCGUCGCGGACAGAAGGUGGGCGAGGUGAAUUUGGGAUUCGUCUCGCGCUCGAGGGUGCUUAAUCUCGCUAGGCUCACCGCGGGAGAGCUGGAUAAGAUCGGCAGCGCACGCACCGCGCGCAGCGGCAAGAGCAUCGCGUCCAAAUACAGCGUCUUCCUCAGCGGCGUACUCAGCCGCUUUGACCCGGAACCACAAACGAGCUGUGCCGAUGCAGCGCGCGACGACCAGGGUGCGGCGUUACGUGGGCUUGGCAAUCCUUCAACCCCGAGGGAGGAUAGGCCGGAUCGUGCACCCGAGUCGUCACGACACCUUCGUCGGGAUCAUAACCACCCCAUGCCACCAACGGCGCCAGGCACAAAAGCCUCGCACAUCUACUCUAGCAACAUCCACUUUUCGCCCCACCUCGCUGCAUCCUGGCCUGCCCAACCCGCGCCCACAUCCACAUGGACGGAUCAAUCGCCCGGCACCACCUCGACCGCUUCCACAGCACCACAAGGAGCCGGGUUGAGCCCAGCCUCGUGGUUCAACGUCAACAUUCCCCAUCCCGCCACUGGGGCGCUGGAGCCACCACCGGCGCUGGAUCCGCAGUGGGAAUGGAUGAUGAAGGAUCUGGAUUUCUUCGCCGUCGACGGCGGUGGUGGAGGCGGCGAACCGAUCCUGGAUCAAAUGGGUCGAUUGUUCGGCUGA